GCACCAGCUCGGUAGAAUAUAAUAUAACCAGACUUUCGCAUAGUCCGAUCAAUGCCAUAUCAUAAGAUUCAGAAAUCUCAGAGAACACAAAUCCCAUGGAGAAUGCGGCCGGGUCUCCUCACAGAGACACCAACCCAGUGGUUUUCUUUGAUGUGUCUUUAGGAGGUGAACCUCUAGGUCGGAUCAAGAUGGAGCUUUUUGCAAAUAUCACUCCGCGCACAGCAGAGAACUUUCGCCAGUUUUGCACCGGAGAGAAUAGAAAUGCCCAGGGACGACCCCAAGGAUACAAGAAUAGCAAAUUCCAUCGCGUGAUCAAAGAUUUCAUGAUCCAGGGAGGUGAUUUCAUCAAUGGCGAUGGGACUGGAACCUGUACCAUCUAUGGAACAUCGAAAUUCGCAGACGAAAACUUCACCCUAAAGCAUACGAAUGCAGGUAUGCUAAGCAUGGCGAAUUCUGGGCCAAACACAAACGGUUGCCAAUUUUUUAUAACUACUACCACUACUCCUUUCCUGGAUGGUAAGCAUGUUGUCUUUGGACAGGUGGUGGACGGAAUGGAUAUAGUACGGAUGAUUGAGAACACACGCACAACCAGAGACAAGCCCAACCAGGAAAUCUUUAUCACACAGUGCGGUGAGAUGUAAAUAAGUUUAGUUUACACUGAGUGGCUAUCCAUAGCUCUCAGAUACAUCAU
Messenger RNA from Aspergillus homomorphus CBS 101889, 691 nucleotides. RefSeq names its product putative peptidyl-prolyl cis-trans isomerase (gene cyp3). Lineage: Eukaryota; Fungi; Ascomycota; Eurotiomycetes; Eurotiales; Aspergillaceae. Gene Ontology annotation, cellular component: intracellular membrane-bounded organelle. The record is from RefSeq and is a predicted model, not a curated record. The transcript is spliced from 4 exons. Gene Ontology annotation, biological process: protein folding; protein peptidyl-prolyl isomerization. The coding region runs from base 96 to 641 and encodes 181 amino acids. Gene Ontology annotation, molecular function: peptidyl-prolyl cis-trans isomerase activity.